This is a messenger RNA of Miscanthus lutarioriparius, 462 nucleotides long. The record is from the annotation of a GenBank genome assembly. Lineage: Eukaryota; Viridiplantae; Streptophyta; Magnoliopsida; Poales; Poaceae.
AUGGCACGGCGACAGUGGAGCAGCAGCGGCUGCGGCCUCGCGGUGGCGAUGCUCGCCGUGCUGUCGUCCGUGCUCUGCUCGGGGCACCAGGUUCCGGGCGGGGGGUUCCCGCUGCAGCCGCACUUCUACGACCACGCGUGCCCGCAGAUGCAGGCCAUCGUGGGCUCCAUCGUGGCGAAGUCGCACGCGGAGGACCCGCGCAUGGCGGCGUCGCUGCUGCGGCUGCACUUCCACGACUGCUUCUGUACUCGAUCAGGCGUGCUCCGAUCGUGCUUCGUCAUCUUGAGCUGUAUGGGAUCGCCGGCGUGCUCGGCUCUCCUCCCUGGUCCCUGUUGUGCUUUGCUCUUCGGCCUCCUGUUCUCUGGCGUGUGCUUCUCUGUCAACAGUGGUGAGCUCAGCAAGAACUUUUAUGAGCUUGUGUGGAACUGUGAUGAAUUUGCUUGUGUGAAACUUGCAUUGUGA